Molecule: messenger RNA, 1466 nt
Organism: Exophiala xenobiotica
Lineage: Eukaryota; Fungi; Ascomycota; Eurotiomycetes; Chaetothyriales; Herpotrichiellaceae
Exons: 5
Coding region: 178-1398 (406 amino acids)
Biological process (GO): protein geranylgeranylation
Cellular component (GO): CAAX-protein geranylgeranyltransferase complex
Molecular function (GO): CAAX-protein geranylgeranyltransferase activity
Source: RefSeq, a predicted model, not a curated record
AUCUCUCACCACUCAUUAAUAUCUACCAACUCAAUCGAUAAGGACACCUUUGAGCCAGAAGACGGGAAGACCUGGCUUACUCCGAUGUCAAUUCAAUGAGUAUCAGCACUUGUCAUUGGGGAAGGGGAUCAAAGGUGUCAAAUCUAAGGCCACAAUUCAGUAUAUUCUGGGUGUAAGAUGGAGGUUGACUCCCGCCCGAGACUUGACAGAGAACGCCACAUCAAAUACUGGAAACGCUGCGCCCAGCUUCUGCCUGAACCAUACUCUGCAGGUGAGGCGAGUCGAAUGAGUUUUGGCUUCUUCAUAGUGGCUGCUCUAGAUUUACUGGACGCCUUAGACACUGCAACGACAGCAAAAGAAAGAAAAGGAUGGAUUGACUGGAUCUAUUCCUGCCAAGUGCCCUUCACUGGCGGGUUUCGAGGGUUCACAGGGACCAUGCUGGGUGGUAUGAGAAGCCUACACAACUGGCACUGGGACCCGGCGAAUCUACCCAAUACAUACUUCGCAUUGGCUACGCUGAUAAUGCUGGGAGACGACCUUAGCAGAGUUAGGAGGGAAGAAUGUAUGAAAUGGGUACGAUGUUUACAGAGAAAGAAUGGCAGUUUUGGAGAGUAUCUCGGCGAGGAUGACGAGAUUGAAGGCGGCGACGAUCCAAGACUAUGCAUGUGCGCCGUCGGCACAUUGAAGCUUCUGCAAGGGCCGGACUCGGACAUUGAAACGAGUGCAAUAGACCAGGUGAGAUUGCAGGAGUACAUUUCAAACUGCCAAAGUCAUGAUGGUGGGAUUGCUCAACAGCCUCUUCUUGAAGCACACUCCGGUCUGAACUACUGCGGCAUUGCGACACUCUCCUUUCUCGGCUUGCUCCAGAAACCGCCGACACCAGCACAUGAGGUAGCGAGGCAAGCCGGAGUCGAUACCGCAGGGUGUACCAGAUGGAUGCUCGAUCGACAGACUACUUGGGUUGAAGAAGAAGACGAAGACGAAGAUGAAGACGAGGGUGGAGUGGACGAUGCUGAACCGAAGAACGAUUCUCUUGACAUGUCCGCCAUGCAAGAGCAAUUGGACCCUCAGAAGGUGAUCGCUGGAUUUUGCGGCAGAUGCGGAAAGAUGGCGGACACUUGUUAUUGCUUUUGGAAUGUGGGAGCUCUGGCUAUCCUGCAACAACAUGAACUAGUCGAGAUUGAAGCUCUGAGAAGAUAUCUUCUCGAAAAAGUUGCACAUUUGAUUGGAGGUUUUGCAAAAGCACCUGGAGAGCUUCCUGACCUUCUGCACUCGUAUCUCGGUCUCGCAACUCUGGCCAUCUACGGGGAGCCAGCGUUGAAGGAUUUCGACCCUACAUUUUGCUUCAGUAAGGAAGCUGUAGAGAAGCUCAACAAUGUCGCUUGGCGGCGAAGUUGACGUGCUAUAUGAAUGCAGGGGUGACUUCAGCUGAGUGCUGAGGCUCCUGGGUCAUGAGGCGCUCACGG